AUGGCUCGGAUGAUUCGUAGUUUCCGCAUCAUUUUGUGGUGCCUCUCGUUCACAUCCAUCUGCCUUUACAUCACCGCCGCGCUGACGGAGAGUGAGUUUUCCACGUCAUAAGACAAACGACUAAUAUGUGUUGAAGGCUCCGUCAAUCAUAAGAUCAUCCCACGCGCUCAAUGUCUCACCUGCAACCCGCAUCAAGAGUUCCCGUACCAGAUUCUGAAUCAGGUACUGUACAGAGGCAGUAUGACGUGGAAUUGAGUGUAUUUCAGCUUUCUCAGAUCUCGUUCUUCACCAAAAUCAACUUUGCUGUCGAUCUCGUCAUCUUCAUCAUCACCACUUUCAAUCUGUAAGUCUUUUUGCGAAAAGGUUUGCAAAACUUUCAACUGCUAUGUUUCAGGUUGAAUAAUGACCACAGCGGAGCCGGCGACUUCCUCAUCUCGAUCGGAGUGUUCUGCAAGAUCUACCUGAUUCCCUACGUCCUCUACAACUUCUUCUCGGGAAUCCACAGCCCUGCGCACAACAUCAGCUACCUUCUGAACAACGAGAUGUGUGGAACCCUCGGAAACUGCCUGAACGGAAACGUGGCCCGUAUCAUGUACAGCUGCAUAGCCGUCACCCUCAUCAUGCUGCUCACCUUCCCGGCCCUCGUCGCUUCCUGGGGAAUCAUGUACAUCAUCUUCGUGCGCUACUUCAACCAACCGGUUCUUGUCACCGACCGUCUCGACGACCUUCCCGCCUACAGUGCCCUUUUUCCGGAUUCCACUGAGCUCCUCAAGAAGGAGGACGAGUGCUAA
Molecule: messenger RNA, 791 nt
Organism: Caenorhabditis sp. 36 PRJEB53466
Lineage: Eukaryota; Metazoa; Nematoda; Chromadorea; Rhabditida; Rhabditidae
Source: the annotation of a GenBank genome assembly